Molecule: messenger RNA, 1494 nt
Organism: Paramisgurnus dabryanus
Lineage: Eukaryota; Metazoa; Chordata; Actinopteri; Cypriniformes; Cobitidae
Source: RefSeq, a predicted model, not a curated record
AUGAGGGGGGAUAUCCAAGCCAUGAGGGGGGAUAUCCAAGCCAUGAGGGGGGAUAUCCAAGCCCUGAGGGUGGAGAGCCAAGCCCUUAGGAGUCACAAUCAAGCCCUUAGGGAGGAGAACCAAGCUCUGAGGGAACGAAAUGCACAAGCAGCUUCGGAUGACAGUGGCUCACUUCAAGAGCAGUUGAAGCAGGUUGGGGCAAUGUUAAAGACGUUUGCCCGCACUGGGCAAUCAGGUGCAGAUCAGACCCUAAUGUUGCGACGUCUUGGAGACUUUGGUGAUGUUGUGCGUACCAUGGACAACAAAAUGGACACUAUGCUGCAACAUUUCAGUGCCAAUGUUUCUGUUGGAGAGUUAUCUCUGCCAGGGGAUCUGUUACUUCCCCUAGACACCCAGGAAGAUUUGGUGUUGCUUGACAACACUUUGAGGCAGGAUACAGAGCUCCAGGAACGAUUUCUUCGGUUUUUGGCAAUCAAAUGUGGGAGGGACCUAAAAACAACCGUGUGGCGAAUGCUUCAGAGCAUCUUUUCGAAUCACCUUUCUAACAAUACAACCUGGACUGGUGUAGGGAAUAAAGCGUGUUUUAGAGACCUGUUCCUGAAGACCAUUGUUCAACGAGCCAUCCGGAAGAACCCGGCAACCCAGGAUGCCACAGAUGAGGCUGUCCAGGUCAAUGUUAUGCGUUACCUGAAAGGUGCAUCUGACCGUGAAGGUGGAAAAAGGCGACGCACAGCUGAGAGGGACCCAGAGCCAUCCCUUAAACUGGAACCCUUUCUCUAUUCUGCUUAACUGAUUUUCUGUUGUUAAGUACAUGUCAAGUUUUGUUUAUCACAGAUACAAAACUUCUACACUGAUUACUGGCUAUACUAGCCCAUAUGUACCACCCCUCCCUCCAUCUUCCAGUCUGGACAUGGUCUAACAUCUUAUUUGACCAAUGGUUGAUACCCUAAAGCUAUCCUUGCACUGCAGCUAUAAUUCUUAUAUUACUAGGUUUGCCCUUUUCUCUUAUUGUCCAUAUUUAAUACUGGUCUCUUAUGUUGUCCAUAUUUAUUGUUGUUCACUACACUUUAACCUUGCACUGUUGCACUUUACUACCACUGAUGCAUACCUACUGAGCACCUUACCACGGCAUACUGAACCACAGGGUCAGUCUCUGCCCUGUCACUGCAAGUGCCUUAUACAUUACAUUCUUUUGGAUCCUUGUUUUAAUAUCUUUAGUGUAUUUUUACUGUUCAUUUUAGUCAUGUGGAUUUUUUUUAUAUUCUGUUUGUUAAUAUGUGUGGUGUUAAAGUACCACUUAUCCUAUUGUUAUAAAUUACUUUUAAAUGUGACGUUAUACAUCCAUUUAUUUGGUAUCCUGCACAUUCUUUGGUACCAAAUAUCAUCAUUACUUGAUAUAAUGUUUACUGGUAGCCUCUGUACAUUAUUAAAAAUUAUUGUGAGUGCUCUAAUUUGCUUGUAAUGUGUUUUUUUAACCAAAUUUUAUUUGGAAAA